GUUUGCCUAAUUGUCGACGAAGCUUCACUGUGCAAUCCUGUCAACUACUGUUGCAGCAUGUUAUACAUAUUGAAAGCUAGUUGACGUAUGAGCACGCUCGCUCCUUAGGAGGGUUGCUGUGGCGCGAUCUUUAUAUAAAAUUAACUGGGUCACCGGGGCCAAGCCACUUGGAGUAUGAGCAGUUCCAGCAUUGCACAAGCCGGUGGUGUUGCGCCACGUAGCAUCGGUGAGGCAGCCGAAAGCCAGCCUAGUGGCGCCAACACAACAAUACAUCAUCAACUAUGCGCACAAGACUCCCAGAAGCUCCACCAACAUUGCCAGACUCAGGAUGAGGCUCCGACAUCUCCGCUUGGACUGCUGGAACGCCUGCCUACUGACCUGCUGGCUAGCCAUAUCUGGCCGCGCCUCGCACGAGCUGAUAAGAAGCGUCUGCGGCAGACCAGUAGGGGCAUGGCGCGCUACACGGCCUCCGAAGUCAUGACCCAUCUACAGGUCCUGGUCUGCCGUGCCUCCCUGCUCUCCCUCACCUCCUCCUCCACCCGCCUGCACCACCGCUUCCCCUCACCCACCACCCUCGUGCUGCGACUGCUGCCGCCGCACCCGCCACCGCACGCACCGGCAGCCCCCUCCUCCUCCGCCUCCGCAGCCUUCUCCUCUCUAGCAGCAGCCCUCUCACCUGCAGCAGCAGCAACAGGCGGGGAUGCCUGUGGUGGCGGUCCAAGAGGUGGAGGUAGUGGGAGUCAAGCAGCAUCAGUCGGAGGGGGAGGUGGAGGAACAGCAGGAACACAGCAGGAGUGGAACAUGCUGGUGAUGCCGGCGGCAGCACCGCCCCUGCCGGAGGGGUGGUACGGCAGUACGGCAGUAAUGUCGUACUUCCUCUCCGAGCUGGGCGUGGCUGCCAGCGUGACAUCACUGUCGCUGCAGGGCUGGCAGGAGCUCUCCCCCCGCGACCUGCACCACGUGGCCGCCUGCUACCCGCGACUCACCCGGCUGCAUCUGGCGGGGGCGG
Astrephomene gubernaculifera is the source of this 1009-nucleotide messenger RNA. The record is from the annotation of a GenBank genome assembly. Lineage: Eukaryota; Viridiplantae; Chlorophyta; Chlorophyceae; Chlamydomonadales; Astrephomenaceae.